GAAGGGACACGUGAGAUUUCGAAUCACAUUUUGUCAGAUUGAUUUUUGAGCAAGUUAAACGAGGCAUGUGGUGGGAGGUGGUGAUGCAGCAAACUGUUAUCGCAGAGAUGCAGAACAUCGAUGACAACACGGGAGCUGGGCGUUUGACGCUCUUAAGUAAUCCUGGAUGAACGCUUGGAACGCAGUCAUCGGCAUCAGACGGAGCGGCGUUAAGCAAGCAGCCAAUGAACGCCCCGUUCCCCGGCAGUAUAAAAGCCCGCGGUCUCCCGCGCCGCUCGCUGAACUGUGAAUGAACAGCUCACAGUCGCCGUCUGACGCGCGGAUGGCUCGGGAGCGUUUACGCACCGGCUGUCGUGCAUAAUUGCUUGUCGACGGAGGAAAGCGACACAAUGCAAACCUCUUUACUGUCCGCGGCGCACUCUCCCGGGAUACCCACGGCUGUUUCAUUCAUGUGGAAAUCGGGGAACCCGCAGUCGCCCAACUGGACCGGACUGGAGAGAGAAAACGCGACGAGUCCGGGCGACCUGGACGCGUUUGAGAACCGGCGCGCGCAGUACGGCCAGUUUUCUCCAUCCACCUCGGUGUUCAUAACCGUGCUCAUGACGCUGCUGGUGUUCGCCACGGUCCUGGGGAACGCGCUUGUCAUCUUAGCGUUUGUGGUUGAGAAAAGUUUACGCACACAAGGCAACUUUUUCUUUUUAAAUCUGGCCAUCGCGGACUUUCUCGUCGGCGGGUUUUGCAUCCCCGUGUAUAUCCCCUAUGUCUUGACGGGUGAGUGGAGGCUGGGGAGAGGUCUGUGCAAGCUGUGGCUGGUGGUGGAUUAUAUGCUGUGCACCGCAUCUGUCUUCAACAUCGUGCUCAUCAGUUUCGACAGGUUUCAGUCCGUCACUAAAGCGGUGAGUUACCGUUGCCAGAAGGGCAUAACUAGAGAGGCCGUUUUGAAGAUGCUCUGCGUGUGGCUGGCAGCGUUCCUUCUUUACGGUCCAGCUAUUAUCAGCUGGGAACACAUCGCAGGAGGAAGCGUAGUGCCAGACGGAGAGUGCCACGCCGAAUUUUACUUCAACUGGUAUUUUUUAAUGACCGCCUCCACCGUCGAGUUCUUCACGCCUUUCAUAAGCGUCACUUACUUCAACCUCAGCAUUUACAUCAACAUCCGCAACAGAUGCGCAGUGAGGGAGGCACAGCCGACGUACAUUCGGCUCAGGAGCUUUAAGAUGAGGCCGGUGGGAACCGGCGAUGUGCAGCGCGUGUUUUUUGUGAGGCCCGUCGAGGAAAGAGAGGUCAACUUGUCGUCAAGGUCACGGUGCUGCCGGUUGCCUUCCACCACGAAGGUGUCCGCCGCGGAGUUCGGCAACGGCAGACAGACCAAACGAAGGGACAGCACGAUAGCAGACUUGCCGCCCUUGCAGGUCGGGAACAUCAUGACAUCCAGCGAGGCACAGUUUCAUUACGUGGAUCAUUCGGCUGGGUCACACAGACACCGGCCCGAUAUGGUGGCCAGUCUGGCCAGCCGUUUUCGCCUGUCUAGAGAUAAAAAGGUGGCAAAGUCUCUAGCGGUGAUAGUUUGUGUUUUCGGACUCUGCUGGGCGCCGUACACACUGCUGAUGAUCAUUCGGGCAGCAUGUCACGGUCAGUGCGUCCAACACUACCUUUAUGAGAUCUCAUUCUGGCUGCUGUGGAUAAACUCGUCCAUCAAUCCCAUCCUGUACCCUCUGUGCCACAGCAGCUUUAAAAGAGCCUUCAGCAAAUUACUGUGCCCAAGCAAAACAAAAAUACAACCUCAGAACAUGGACCAGAAGUAUUAAGUUCAUGAGGACAACCGCAUUUUUAUGUGCUUGUAUCUAGCAGUACAUUUUCUCUGUGUACACUGUGAGUGAGUAGACGGAGAUCUUUUAUCCACAUAUUCAAACUCACAUUUUUGUAUGAAAUGGUGGCAUAGCUAUAUUUCUUUCAAGUUCAAUGAUGAAUUAUUGACCUGUUUCAUAAAUUAUGUAUACAUGACUGGAGGUGUCUAGCAAAGUGCCAUGUUCGCCUUUGUAAUUUUUUUUUUUUUUCAAAAUAAACUCUACUGGUGAAAUGAU
Puntigrus tetrazona (Sumatra barb) is the source of this 2081-nucleotide messenger RNA. RefSeq names its product histamine receptor H3 (gene hrh3). Gene Ontology annotation, biological process: adenylate cyclase-activating adrenergic receptor signaling pathway. Gene Ontology annotation, cellular component: membrane. Gene Ontology annotation, molecular function: histamine receptor activity. Lineage: Eukaryota; Metazoa; Chordata; Actinopteri; Cypriniformes; Cyprinidae. The record is from RefSeq and is a predicted model, not a curated record.